AACCAGAGGAGUCCAUAUUCAGAAGCAAAAUGGAGAACAAUGGGCAGCAGGUCUGGUGUCGACAUGCUGUUCAAUAACUACAGAAGAGGAAUCCAAAACAGUAUUACUGAUAACAGCAGAGGUGCGGAUCACCAGGAGGCGAUGCAACACAACCUGAGGAUGUCUCGGGAGGGGGCUUGCAAGGUGCCACGAGCCAAGGUGGUUCGGGUGGCCGACCUCUACCCGAGUGCUAACAAGCAGUACUUGCCAGCUUGCACCCUCCUGCAUCAGUGCGGUGACGACGCCGGCUGUUGUAUCGGACGCAAGCGGUGCGGUGCCAAGACCACCAAACGGAUUGUGCUCUAUUUCAACACGGUGACAUUCUACCAUCAGGGCCGCACUAGGCGUCAGGAGAAUUCAGUAGAGAAACUGACAUUCUACAACCACACCGAAUGCGAGUGUCAGGACGCCGCCGGCGAAGAGAUGCCCAGAGACGCCACUUUUCAACGCCACACUCAUCUCAGGACUAACAUUGCUGAAAAAAUCUGCCGAUGUCCCAGUGAAUACACAGUGCGGCAUUUGGCCAACGGAUCGUGUACAUGCGACUGUUUUGACAAACAACGCGACUGCAUCAAAUACAAAAAGGGCAACGAGUAUUUCAGUCACAACGAUCGACU
Molecule: messenger RNA, 656 nt
Organism: Nilaparvata lugens (brown planthopper)
Lineage: Eukaryota; Metazoa; Arthropoda; Insecta; Hemiptera; Delphacidae
Biological process (GO): hemocyte migration
Cellular component (GO): membrane
Molecular function (GO): growth factor activity
Source: RefSeq, a predicted model, not a curated record